This is a messenger RNA of Tigriopus californicus, 7751 nucleotides long. RefSeq names its product dnaJ homolog subfamily C member 13-like (gene Rme-8). NCBI's taxonomy places the organism in Eukaryota, Metazoa, Arthropoda, Copepoda, Harpacticoida, Harpacticidae. The coding region runs from base 299 to 7249 and encodes 2316 amino acids. The transcript has 15 exons. The record is from RefSeq and is a predicted model, not a curated record. Gene Ontology annotation, biological process: regulation of early endosome to late endosome transport; receptor-mediated endocytosis; endosome organization. Gene Ontology annotation, cellular component: endosome membrane.
GUUCUUGUUCUUCUUCUUUUCCUUCUAUCUAUCUAAGAGAGGUUCUGGGCCUCCUGUUGUACAGAUCCUUCAUUCCAUUCAGCUUUCAGGCUAGAACACCACGUCCAGCCCCUAGCUUGUGCCUCCCACACACGACACCCACAGCCACACCCCUCUUCUGUGUCCAUUGGAGUAAGCGGAUGCAUGCCCGUGGUUGACCUGGCGUGGGAUUGGACGCCAAGCAUUUGGGAGUGAGUGGCCAGCGCUCAUCGCGUUCGGCGAUUACGCCCCCUAGAACCCCGGGCCAUCGGUUGGACUGAUGCGGCCCACCGGGGAUGGCAGCACGCCCAACUCGGGCGGAGGUUCGCCCACUGGUGGGGUGGCGGGCGGGGCGGGCGGGGCGGGCUUGAACCGCGAUCAAUCGGGCGCGUUUCUGAGUCGCGCCUUUUGGGUGACCAAGCAUUCGUGGAAGGGCAAAUAUCGGCGGGUAUUCGUGGUGGGACCCGGGGGCGUGUCCACGCUCAACCCCAGUUCCUUGGAAGCCACCAACGCCUGGCCUUGGUCGGAUGUGGUGUCGUUGGGCGUGAGCCCGGCCGCCAACCAUGCGGGCGAGUUCCACUUGGUGGUGCGCAAGGGCCACAAGAACAGCAGUAAAACCGAUUCCAUGCGCUUUUCCUCGGCCGAAUACAAAGACCACCUCUUGAGUGAGGCGUGGCAACACGGCGAGGAAUUCGCCGAACCCAGCCACCCCCAGUGUUGGUUUUCGUACAAAUACCAUUGGUCCGAGCAACGCGUGUCCGUGCUCCUGCAAGCUGCCCCCCACGCCCUCCAGCAACGCGAUCCGGCCACCAAAGCCCUCUUGUCCAGCCACUUUUACCGAAACAUUAAGCAUCUCUACGAUGUGCCCGAUUUCCCAGGGGGAUUCGUCAUUCAAGAACACGACUUCGGUCGCCUUCAUUUGUUCGCCUCCGAAGCCAAGAAGGAGAUCUUGGCCGCCAUGUCGGACCAUGCGGCCAACGCCAUGGGCAUCCAUUUGGCCAAAGUGGAGUCCAUGACAUUUGAGCGCUUCGUCGAACGAAAAUUUGGCCAAUUCAGCGACGACUUGCAUAUCACGUCCAUAUCAGAAUUCCUCGUGUACAAGCACAGUGCCCGUCAUCCGGAGGGACCGGUGCGACGCAAGUUCUGCGUGUCUGAGACCUGUUUAAUCGAGCGAGAUCCGGCCACCUACAGCAUCGUCUCCUUGCGACCGCUCUCUUCCGUGGCGGCCUUGAUUCGCCAUCUGGACAACACGCAGCUCUUCUCCAUUCAGUUCAAUUCCGGGGAGCUCCGUAGCUACACGUCCACGGAACGAGACUCCUUGCUGGCCUCGUUCUUGGAUGGAGUUCGAGGAUCCGGGAACCGCGAUGUCCACGUGCGAAUGACACCAGUGGAAUUGGGCAAACGCUUCUGUCCGCUGGAAUGUGCGGCCGAGGAGGAAGUCGAGUCGAUGCAUUUGAAACUGUUGGCCUCUCCGCCCGUGGGCUGGAAGUUCGCCGACGCCAUCUCUCGCUUUAACGCCAAUGUGUCUUACAGUGGACUGACGCACGCUGUCACGCAAGAACACUUAUUCGCCGAGAACAAGGAGAAGCUGAUACAAACCGCCCUAGUGUCCAUUUUAAACCGAGAUGUCUCCGAAGUGGACAAGCUGCCCAUCGAGGAACUGGAACAGCAGUUCCACGCUCUUCGCCGAUUGGUGGCUUCCAAGGCUGGAUUCGCCGGAUUCACUGCUCUUCCCGGGUUCCGGGAAAAAAUCGGCAUGAAGGUGGCUCGAGCCCUGAAACUCGGUCAUGACGGAAUCAGUCACGCGGCCAUUGACAUGAUCUGUGCCCUAAUGGAGCCCAUGCAUGACAACUAUGAUUUGAGACAAGAGCAGUUGAAUAAAUCGAGUCUCUUGAGCUCGGACAAGUUCCUGGAUGCCCUUUUGGAUAUGUGGACAGUGCAUGUGGUGCGAGGAACUGGCGCCUUGAUUGUCUCCGCCAUGUUGGACUUCCUAACCUUCUCCUUGUGCGCUCCAUACAGUGAGACCACGGACGGGAAACAGUUCGAAUUGCUCCUGGAAAAAGUAGCGGAUCGAGGCCGAACUCUCUAUCGAUUAUUCCAACAGCCCUCGCAUAGUAUCGUGAAAGGGGCCGGUCUUCUUAUGAAGGCCAUCAUCGAAGAGGGUACGGAAGAAAUUGGGCACAAGAUGCAGCUGUUGGCCCUUUCAGAAGGGGCGUUGCCCAUUCAUUUAGUGAGUGCUCUCUUUACCAAGUCCGAGGACAACCGAUUGCUGACGAAUUGUCAGCUCUCGCGACAUUUGGUCGGCCUUUGGACCACAGACAAUCAGAAUGCCAUCGACCUUUUGGAUCGAGUCUUCCCGGCAGGAUUACUCACUUACCUCACGUCCAAUGACCAAACUCCCACCAAGGACGUGGAUCGACUUCAUGUUCGUGACAAUCUAAAGCUAGCCGUCACCGACGCCGAAAGUGGGCAGGGCAAUGCUGUCUUACGAGUGGCUGGGCGUGGACUGAAAAACGCCAAGACCACGGCCGCCAAAACGGCGGAGGUGGUCUCUGAGAAGACCAUCAAGUACACAGAGGAGGCUUGGAAGGCCUCCGAGAAGUACAUCGACGUGGCUAUGGAGCAUUGGAAGACGAAAAUGGGCAAAGAGUUCCCGGUGAACCUCAAGAAAGGUGAGACGAGCUUGAGCUCCAAGUUCCACAAGAACCAGGAUCGACCCAUUGUGCUGCGGAAACGCCGACAACGCAUCAAGACCAAACUGAAUUGGUCGCUCUUCUACUACAUGUUCAAUCAGAACCACUCCAAGCCAGAUCUCAUCUGGAACAUUAAGACUCGGCAAGAACUAAGAGAGAGCCUGGAGAGUGAGAUCCAAUCGUUUGUUCAAGACCGAGAAUUGGGCGGUGGGUCGUUGAUUUCGUGGAACUAUGCGGAGUUCGAAGUGCUUUACAAUUCACUCUCGGAGGAGAUCAAAAUCGGCGACUACUUCCUCCGUUUACUCCUAGAAGAGGACCAGUCUGAGGCGGGGAUCGAGUCCGUGAUCCACAAGCCGUCAGACUUCUUCAACGACCUCUACCAUCGCUUCCUACUCACACCGAAGACCGAGAUGAAAUGUUUGUGUCUGCAAGCCAUGGCCAUUGUUUAUGGGCGUCAUUUCCACGACAUUGGGUCCUUCCAUGACACGAAGUACAUCGUGGCCAUGCUGGAGCGCACCACUGACCGAAUGGAACGUGACCGACUUCUGCUGUUCCUGAACAAAUUGGUGUGCCACAAGGACAAUGCUCACGCCUUCACCCUGGCCAAUGGGGUGAGAAUCAUGGUGGAUCUUCUGCCCUUGGCUCAUCUGCACACCUCCAGAGCUGUGGUAAAUAACAAUACCACGGCUAUUGAGGUCAACCCGGAGAGUCAGCAAGAGUGUCAGGAAAAGGAAUGGUAUUAUGGAAAUGCUGAUAAGGAGCGCAAUGGUCCGUUGAGCUUCUCGGAGCUCCAAAAGCUCUUCCAAGAGAAGUCCGUGCAUCCUAAAAGCAAAGUCUGGGCCCAAGGCCUCGAAAGCUGGAAGCUACUGCAGCAGGUGGCUCAACUCAAGUGGAACUUGAUCGCCAAAGGCCAAGCCGUGAUGAACGAGUCCGAGAUGGCGUCCUUGAUAUUAUCCAUCUUGAUCUCGGUGUGUCGAUAUUAUCCCUCCAAAGACGAGGACGGCGCCAUCAUUCGACCCUUGCCCAAAGUGAAGCAAGCCCUGUCCGAUUCGGCCAAUCUUCCUCACUUGGUCCAACUACUGCUCACAUUCGAUCCCACCCUGGUCGAAAAGACCUCGAUUCUUCUGCAUCUCGUCUUGGAGGACAAUGCUCGAUUGGCCACGCUCUAUCUGACGGGAUUCUUCUUCUUCGUACUAAUGUACACGGGCUCGAACGUUCUGCCCAUUGGGCGGUUUCUCGCCAUGGCCCAUUCCAAGCAGGCUUUUCGAUCCGAAGAGAAAAAGAAGGCCAUUGUCGGCAGUCAGUCGAUAUUGGCUCAAAUGUUGCCCGAUGCCAUGGUGGCAUAUUUGGAGAACCAUGGGCCGGAGCGAUUUGCCGAGAUCUUCCUGGGUGAAUUUGACACCCCUGAAGCCAUUUGGAAUUCAGAGAUGCGUCAAUUCAUGAUUCAAAAGAUUGCCUAUCAUCUAGCCGAUUUCACCCCGAGGUUGAAGUCGAAUGUGCGAGCGUUGUAUCAAUACUGCCCCAUCCCCUUGGUCGCCUAUCCGGCUUUGGAGUUCGAGCUCUUCUGCGAUAUCUACUACUUAAGGAACCUCUGUGAUGAGGUGAAGUUCCCCGAAUGGCCCAUUAUGAGUCCCUUGAGCCUGUUGAAGGAAGUCCUUGCUGCCUGGAGAUUGGAAGUGGAAAAGAAGCCGUCGUCCAUGACCACCAGAGAUGCUUUGGCCGUCCUCGGGUUGCAGGCCAACAUUGAACCCGAGGAGGGCAAAAUCCGGAAAGCCUAUUUCAAGAUGGCUCAGCAAUACCAUCCGGAUAAGAACCCGCAAGGGCGAACCAUGUUUGAGAAGGUCAAUGCGGCCUACGAGUUCCUCUGCAGUCGAUCCACUCGAAGCAAUGACCACCCGAGUCCGGAAAAUAUUGUCCUGAUCCUCCGUGCUCAGAGCAUUUUGUUCUCUCGAUAUUCCAAGGAACUUCAUCCGUACAAGUACGCCGGAUAUCCAAUGCUCAUCAAGACCAUUCAAAUGGAAACGGCCGAUGAGAAGCUUUUCUCCAAAUCAGCGCCGUUAUUGGCGGCGGCCAGUGAAUGCGCUUACUUCACGGUCAAAUGCUCAGCGCUUAAUGCGGAAGAGCUUCGAAGGGAGGACGGACUUCAAGUGUUGUAUCAAGCCUUCGAGCGAUGCGUUUCCGUUCUGGGUCAAGACUCCAAGCCCACGGAUGUGGCUGUUCAAGUGUGCAUUCAUGUGAUUCGCUUCUUUGCCGUGGCCUCGGAGUUCCCCGCUUGUUGCACAAAGAUGGUUGAAAUGCCGGAUUUGGUCAAGAACAUUUGCCGGGUCUUCUACUACAAACAAUUGACGGCAUUAUGCUCCGUGGCCGCCGAAUGUGUGUCAGCCAUGGCCGUGGAUGAGAUCCUCCAGAUGCAUUUCCUCCAAGCCGGUGUCCUGUGGCACUUGCUCUUGUUCCUCUUCGAAUAUGAUUACACCUUGGAAGAGAGCGGAGUGGUGGCCAACGAGGCCACUAGUCAACAGGCCGUGGCCAAUCGACUGGCCAAGCUGGCCGUGGUGGCGUGUGCUCGAUUGGCCGGAUUAGGUCACGCCCCACAAGAGGAUCCAGAGGUGCCUCAACCUCCCAAGAACCAAGUGAUUGAAGACAGUCUUCGAGCAAUGCUCACUCCUUACAUCGUGUCCAAAAUGGCUCUCAGAGAGACGGAGGAGGUCUUGAAGUUGUUGAACUCCAAUUCGGAGACGCCCUAUUUGGUUUGGGAUAAUGGCACAAGGGCGGAGUUGACGGAUUUCCUAGAGACCGAAAGCACUUCCAGUGUGCGAACGGGGACGUGUGACCCGACCUUCGGAGCUACCUUCAAAUUCACCGCUCACGAAGACGAGUUGGUGGUGGGUGAUAUCUUCCUGCGAAUCUACAACCAGCAACCCAUGUUCACUCUCCUGGAGCCCAAGCGGUUUGCCGUGGACCUUCUGGAGUUCCUGAAUGGACGGGCCCAGUAUCUAUACUCACUUCUAUCCAUGACACAAGGACAAAUAGCGGCCACCUCCGAGAACUUGAAAUUCAGUGAGAUGGCUCUCGAGUCCUUGGCCAACGUCAUCAAACACAAUCGAGGGGUCGAAAUCCAAUGUAUCGGACACUUCAAACUACUCUUCUGUCUGUUGAGACUCGAAUCCUACCCGAAUGUCCAAGAGAUGACUCUGAGGGUGUUGUCCAAUGUGACCGGCAGCUCUGAAUGCGUGGACGAUAUCUCGGCCUCUCGUGUGCUCACCUAUCUAAUCCAAGUGAUCUACUCGCUAGAGGCCAAGCAAGAGCUCUCACUAACCGUGUUCCGGAGUCUCAUGGGAGACACCCGUCUAGUCAAGGAGUGUCUCACUACAGGUGGAGUGAUUUGCCUGGUCAAGAUAUUUUGUUGUUCCAAUGAUCAGCCCACUCGCGAGAUUGCUGCGGAAACGCUCUCGACCAUGUCUGCGGACAAGUUGAUGGGUCCCAAAGUGCGGAUCGUCUUAAACAAGUUCAUCCCCGAGAUCUUCUUGGACGCGAUUAAGAAAUCCCCCGAGACGGGUGUACAGCUUCUGGAAACUAAUCACGAGAAUCCGGAGCUCAUAUGGAACGAGGACACCCGAGAGAAACUCUUGAAGCACAUCCAUGAUUUGGCCAUGAGUCAUUACAAUCACAUCAAGAGUCGUCCUGACAUCCCGUGGAACCCAUCGGAGCAAGAGCUUAACAUCAACCUCGAGUGCAACGAAUUGGUCAUCUCCGGGAUCUACAUCCGACUCUUCAACGCCAAUCCGGGUUGGGUGUUGCGAAAGCCCCGAGAGUUCUUGUCGGAUCUCUUGGAGAAUGUGGUUCAGAUGAUCAGUGCCAAAACGGUCGAUCAGACCCGUUUGGAGAGUGUGAGCACAGCCCUCAUCAAACUACUUAUGUCUCAACCCAAUUUGGCCGAGAUGAUCCCCGGGACCGGGUACAUUUCUAGGCUAUUCUCAGUCAUGGGACAGAUUGAUGAGAAAGUGGUCAAGGCAGGAAUCAUGGUGACCAACGAAAUAGCGAGGUCUGCUGUCUGCGUGGAGAACAUGGGCACCAUCUCGUGCAUCCCAAGUCUGAAGCGUGCCAUGAAGUUGAGACAAGAUCUGAUCCCGGUCUCAUGCGAGAUGUUCAGCCGGAUCUUUGAGAAGCAUCACGAAAACCUGACCAAGCAAAGUUUGGAUUGCGGGUUGAUCCCAGACCUUCUGUCCUUACUGGAUUCACCGUUGACGAAUCAAGAGUCGCGCGCCCUCAUCGUAAAAGGGCUCAAAAGUCUGCAAUGCUCGCUCCAACACGGCGAGCAAGUGAGCGCCCUCCUCAAGGCCAGCUCCGUGUGGAAACAAUUCGAGCAGCAGAAGCAUGACCUCUUCAUCACCAGUCAGAACAGUGGCGGCUACUUGACCGCGACGCCUGGCGUGGCCGGCUACUUGACCUCCACGGCUAAACCCGCUCCCACCAUGCCUCCGCCCAUGGAGGACAAGAACAGCUCCUUGUCCUCAUCCAUGCAGAACCCGCUACUCUAGAACAAACCUCGAACGAACACCCAGAUCAUGUUAUUUUGUCCACCGCCCAGAAACUGUGAUAGAUUAAUACUAUGACUAUUUGUUACUGCAUCUUCUACUUCUGUAACGACGACCACGACGAUCAUGACGAUUGCUAAUCCCUCUUCUUGGUCAUUCAUGUUUCCAACUGGAAAUCGGUUUCGAGGUCCGAGGCCAAUUUUUUGCUAUUUCCCCCAGAUUGAUCAUGAUGCUCUUCCAAAGAAACCGCCUCUCCUGGGAGACUGCUUAACGCACCUUUCAUUGAGUUGAAUGUCCAUUUAUAUCUAUUUUUGUUACUUUUAUUACUCUGUCUCUGGCCCAGCUGCCGCUGCCGCCUUCGCUGCUGCUGCUGCUGCUCUUGGAACAAUUUUCCGCGUAACCAUCACAUAUAUAAUUUAUUAGUUCGUUUUGAAAGCCCAUACCAUCACAUCACAAUCAUCAUGAAGCGAGAAUAAAGCAUGUUCCACUCAUGGAACAAUCCCAA